Molecule: messenger RNA, 947 nt
Organism: Carya illinoinensis
Lineage: Eukaryota; Viridiplantae; Streptophyta; Magnoliopsida; Fagales; Juglandaceae
Product: kinetochore protein SPC24 homolog
Exons: 5
Coding region: 129-734 (201 amino acids)
Biological process (GO): regulation of chromosome segregation
Source: RefSeq, a predicted model, not a curated record
UCUUCGAUUUUCCCGCUAUCACGAAGAUUCUGGGCCCUAAUUUCUGAAUCUUAUUUGUUGAAAAACAAAUGCUGAAACCCUAGACUACCAUAGAAACCCAUCCGGUGCGGGAACGACCUCUCGAGAAAAUGGUCGAUUCAUCUAGAAACAUCGACGUAGAGCAGCUGAUCUCCUACAGCGACGACCUCGUGCGCGUCUUGAAGGACAAGAGAGACCUCAGCAACAUCUCUCAGUGUCUGGAACACUCCAAGGCCCUCCGCUCUUCCUGCGACGCCGAUUUCCUCGAGGCCCAAUCCUUACUUCAAGAUUAUCAGAAAAAGAUAGAUGUAUGCAAGAAGAGAACAGAGGAGGCUAAAACUGAGGUUGCUGCAGAUUCUGAAAUCGACCUUCUUCAGAAAGAAUUGCACGAUGAAAUUGAGAAAGAACAUUUUCUUAUGGAUGAACUUAGAAUUAUCACAAACGAGAUUAAUGAUUUGGAACUCCAACGGGUUUCUGUUCAAGAACGAAGGCAAAUUUUGAAGAAACUUGAGCAGGAUGAGCUGAGGGCACAGAGGAUGCUCUCAUUGUAUGCUUCUGUCACAAAUAUCAUACCAAACCUGGAUGACGAGUCCAGAUUCUCAGGACAUAUUGUGGAUAGGGAUAAAAAGGUGGUCGAGAGGUUUGAAUUUGACCUAACGAAGAUAGAUUGCCUUGAUGCAUGUAAUGGCAUUUGGAAAAUGAUAGGUUCAUCGUAGAUAAUAACAUUUAUCCAUUCAGAUGGCAUGUGUAAUAUAGUGUGCUAAUUCUCUUAGUCCUUUUUUUCUUGGCCUGGCGUUUCUAGAAACUUCGCAUUUUUGCAUAUUCCAAGCUGUAAUCUUUAGUUUGUGUUUGCGCUAAGUUAUUGUGUAGCACGAUUUUCUAUAAUUAUUUCUACGAGUUGGGUUGGUGCUUGCAGCCAGCAAGAGGUA